Molecule: messenger RNA, 303 nt
Organism: Diversispora eburnea
Lineage: Eukaryota; Fungi; Glomeromycota; Glomeromycetes; Diversisporales; Diversisporaceae
Source: the annotation of a GenBank genome assembly
AAUCAGUAAAAUUUAAGACUACAAUUGAUAAAGGUAUUCAUCGAGCAACAUAUUUUCAAAAUUCAAACAAUAAAUUCUUUAUUGCAAACUUAAAAGAACUUCAUCUUUUAAAUACUCAAAAAGCAUUGCAAAUAUUGGCUAUUAAAUUUGAACCACCAAUUGUUAAACCUCGACGUAAAGAAAGAGAUACAUGUUUAUUUCAAGUAAUACAUAGUUUUGAACAUCUUGCACAAUUUUGGUCAAGAUAUGAUAAUUUUGAAUUUGCUGCAAAAAUCAUUGCACGACUUGAAAAACGAUGGGAAA